Messenger RNA from Pistacia vera, 1030 nucleotides. RefSeq names its product protein slowmo homolog. The transcript is spliced from 2 exons. Gene Ontology annotation, cellular component: mitochondrial intermembrane space. The coding region runs from base 129 to 695 and encodes 188 amino acids. NCBI's taxonomy places the organism in Eukaryota, Viridiplantae, Streptophyta, Magnoliopsida, Sapindales, Anacardiaceae. Gene Ontology annotation, biological process: phospholipid transport. Gene Ontology annotation, molecular function: phosphatidic acid transfer activity. The record is from RefSeq and is a predicted model, not a curated record.
ACAACACGAAUAUAUUACAGAAAGUACAAGGAAACCCCACUGACUUUUCUUUUCCACUUCCUUAAUAUCGUCGAAUCACUAAUAGCAGAGAUCAUCUUCAAGGCGUUAAAGACAUUAAAUAGAUCGUGAUGGUGAAAGCAUACACACAAGAUCAUGUUUACAAGCACCCAUGGGAGCGGGUAACUUCUGCAUCUUGGCGCAAGUUUGCUGACCCUGAGAACAAGCGUACGUUGUCCCAUAUACUUGAAGUGGAUACGCUGAGCCACAAGCUCGAUUCUCUCUCCGGGAAGCUUUACACAACUCGUGCCCUUACUAUACAUGCCCCAGGACCAUGGUUUUUACGCAAAAUUGUUGGUCAAGAUAUCUGUCACUGUGUUGAAUCUACAGUUGUGGAUGCUCAAUCAAAGUCAAUGCAACUCACAACCCGCAACAUUAGUCUCCAAAAGUUCAUAGAAGUAGAGGAAAAGAUCAGAUAUGAACCCCACCCAGAAAAUCCAACUGGGUGGACUGUGUGCCAACAGGAGACUAGUAUUCGCAUUAAACCAUUAUCAGCACUGGCAUCAAUGGCAGAAAAGGUGGAGCAACGAUGUGCUGAAAGGUUCAUGCAGAAUAGUGUUAAGGGUAGAGAAGUUAUGGAGAGGAUAUGCAAAUAUCUUGAAGCAGAAUCUGGUGGAAUUGCUUCUAAUUUUCACUGAUAGAGUUAAUUUCUGUCUUUUAGCAUGCUUUCUCAUUGGACUUUCGAGCUCUAUGAGAGUAGAGAAUAACUUACAAUGUGAGAAUGUAAAACUAAUGCAUGUUUUACCCACUGAAUCUCCUUUCAAGAGUUUGAUACAAAUUUUGACCUAGUUCAAUUGAAAUUUUGGAACAUAAUGUUGCAAUGUUCUUGUUGUUAAGCUAAAGACUGAGCUUUGUAUUGCUUUCAUGGAUUUUGCUGAGAAGAUAUGUUGGUAAAUUUGUUCCAACACUAGAAACAUAUAAUAGGGUGUGUUGUCGCACCGUAUUGGACUGGAUUAACUUCAUGGGAUUAGAU